AUGAAAAGUUUUGAACCGCUGAAGAAGAUGAAGAAAAUUGGCAACCGACUGGGUACGCUGCUCAUCAGCUCUGGGAAGACAGAAAAAGAGUUGCCUGUAGAACAGAGUAUCUCGGGUUUGGCUGACAUCUUUGAGAACAAACAUGAUGAUGUUGCUAGCUCAGAUGCACCAAUAUUGUGUGAGAACCAGAAUGCAGAGUGUUCUAAUAAUGAAAGCAGUAAUGCUAGCACAAAUUCAUUGAUGAGUACCAGUACUAAUUCAUUGAUGAACAGUACUAGUACUAGUAGUCAUUCAAGAAGUCCUUUUGGAUGUGGUAUCUGUCUUGAAAAUCUUUUCCUGGAAGACUCAUUCUAUGUCGAGGGCUGCGACCAUCUUUACUGCAGGCAAUGCCUUGUUAAAUUUGUAGAGUCCAAUAUCCAAAACAAUGUCACAUCCAUUGGAUGCCCUGAGCCGGGAUGCAUGGGAGUAUUAACCCCUGGGUACUGUCGUCCAAUCCUUCCUAAUGACAUCUUUGCUAGGUGGAUUCAUGCCUUAUUUGAUGAUAAUGGGGAAUCUUCUAAUCCUAAAAGUAAUAGUACUAGUACUGGUUCAUUUAAGAGUGUUACCAGUACUGAUGAGCCAGUGUCCAAGCUCCAAGACAAUGUUACAUCCAUUGUGUGCCCAGAAAGAGGCUGCAGAGGAGUCUUAAACCCUGAGUACUGUCGCACUAUUCUCCCAGAUAGCAUCUUUGAUAGCUGGGUAUUUUUAUUGGAUCAACAUGGGCAAUCUUCAAAUCCUGACAGCAAUGAUGCUAUUACUUUUACAUGUGAUAUAUGUGGGGAAGCAAUUCUUCAUCUGGAAGACUCAUUUGACAUAAAGGGUUGCAAUCAUUUUUACUGUCGCCAAUGCGUUGUUGGUUUCAUAUCAUCCAAGCUCCAGGAGAAUGUGACCUUUAUUGAGUGCCCUGAACCAGGCUGCAGGGGAGUGUUGGAUCUUGAGCACUGUCGUCCAAUUCUUCCAAACAAAGUCUUUGAUUUGUGGGUUCAUGCCUUAUGGAAUCAAAAUGAGCAAUCUGCUAAUUUUGAAAUUUAUAAUGCUAGUACUUUCAUAUGUGAAUUCUGUGUUGAGGCAGUUGGUCUCGAAGAGUCAUUUAGUGUCAAGGGUUGCAGCCAUUUCUACUGUCAGCAAUGCAUUGUUAAUUUUGUAGUGUCCAAGCUCCAAGAGAAUGUGACAUCCAUUGAGUGCCCUGAACCAGGCUGCCAGGGAGUGUUGGACCCCGAGUACUGUCGUCCAAUCCUCCCAAAUGAUGUGUUUGAUCGGUGGGGAAAAGCUCUGGUUGAAAAUCUGAUCACUGGAUCUGAGACUUUGAAAGCCUUCUACUGUCCCUUCAAGGAUUGCUCAGCUAUGUUGAUUGAUGAUGGUAAUAAGGUUAUACAGAAAUCAAAGUGUCCAUAUUGUAAGAAAGUGUUCUGCGCACAGUGUAAGGUUCCUUGGCACGCGAAGAUCGACUGUGUGGAGUUUCAGAAGUUGAAUGAAGAUGAGAGGGGAAGGGAAGAUAUCAUGUUAAGGAACCUUGCGCAGAAGGAAAAAUGGAGGAGGUGUCCAAGUUGCCAAUAUUAUGUUGCAAAGAAAAGUGGCUGUUCAUACAUCAAAUGCAGGUGUCGAUUUGCUUUCUGCUACCAUUGUGGAAUAGCAGCUCCCUUAACUGAUCAUACUCGUUUAUGUCCAAGCUGUAAGCAUUAAGACAAAUGCUCCAUGUCUCAGAA
Messenger RNA from Fragaria vesca subsp. vesca, 1745 nucleotides. RefSeq lists its product as uncharacterized. Lineage: Eukaryota; Viridiplantae; Streptophyta; Magnoliopsida; Rosales; Rosaceae. The coding region runs from base 1 to 1722 and encodes 573 amino acids. The record is from RefSeq and is a predicted model, not a curated record. The transcript has 3 exons. Gene Ontology annotation, biological process: positive regulation of proteasomal ubiquitin-dependent protein catabolic process; protein polyubiquitination; ubiquitin-dependent protein catabolic process. Gene Ontology annotation, cellular component: ubiquitin ligase complex; cytoplasm. Gene Ontology annotation, molecular function: ubiquitin protein ligase activity; ubiquitin conjugating enzyme binding; zinc ion binding.